This is a messenger RNA of Phodopus roborovskii (desert hamster), 1153 nucleotides long. RefSeq names its product XIAP associated factor 1 (gene Xaf1). Bases 175 to 1014 code for a protein of 279 amino acids. The record is from RefSeq and is a predicted model, not a curated record. The transcript is spliced from 6 exons. Lineage: Eukaryota; Metazoa; Chordata; Mammalia; Rodentia; Cricetidae. Gene Ontology annotation, biological process: apoptotic process.
GACAGCCCAGGAUGAGGAGCAUGGCAGGGAACUAGAUCAUGCUGCAAAGUGGCCUUCUGGGAGUGUCCUGCUGCAGGGACCUGGGAACCGCCCUGGGCUGAGAGUCCCCUCCUCCCUGCUGCUGUGAGCCAGGCUAGGGAAACACUUUCAGUUUUGUUUCCUUGUGUGCCGUAGAUGAGAAAGUCCACAGUAUCCUCCAAGCAGCAGACCAUGGAGGCUGACUUCCAGGUGUGCAGCAACUGCAAAAGAAAUGUGGCCUCUGUCCACUUCGCCCUCCACGAAGCCUACUGCCUGCGCUUCCUGGUCAUUUGCCCGGAAUGUGAGGAGCCCAUCCCAAAGUCAAAGAUGAAGGAGCACACCCAAGCUGAGCACCAGCAGACCAAGGAAACCCAACAGCACCCUGCCAAGUGCAAGUUCUGUGAUCUGGCUGUGCACCUCAACAAACUGAAUGUCCAUGAGCCCCACUGUGGCCUCCGGAUAGAGCACUGUCCACACUGCAACCAGUCCAUCACACUCCGAGUGAUGGCCCAGCACAAAGAUAUGUGUCUGAGGACAAAGGCCAGGCCUGAGAAAUGGAAGAGAAAUGUAUCUCCUGAAAGAAAAACCCAUUGUAAUUACUGCAAACAAAUAAUUCCCGAAAAUAAGUAUGUGUCCCACAUGAAACAAUGUCCAUCCUCAAGGACUGUGAAAUAUCUUCAGGAUGGAAAGCCAAAAAUCCUUCCUCCAUCCCUUACAAGUCAGGUGACUGGAAAUCAAACAUCCACAGUGACGAAAGAUGUUCGUCCAAAGACAAAAAUUAGAAGCAGUUCAACAAAGCAAGAGACAAAUGACCAAAAUGGCCUCGUGGGUCUGCCUUUGAAGCCUGCACUCCAGCUGAGAGCUAUUCCUUCUACAGACGAAGCAGCCUAUGACAUCCUUCAGAGGUGCUGUCGGUGUGGCAUCUUACUUCCCUUGCCCAUUCUAAAUCAGCACCAGGAGAAGUGCCUGAGGUUAGCUCAAGAGAAAAACAAGUGAGGAAGGCCAGCUAGCUCCAGAGGAAAGAGGCCCUAGGAUUCAGAAGGGCUCCAGUCCACACUGGCUUCCCCGCUUCCUUUUUGUGGUGGUCACAACUUUGUUUUCCUUGCCAAUCCGUAAUUAAAAUUCUUUCCUUUAA